Molecule: messenger RNA, 2505 nt
Organism: Corticium candelabrum
Lineage: Eukaryota; Metazoa; Porifera; Homoscleromorpha; Homosclerophorida; Plakinidae
Exons: 3
Coding region: 240-734 (164 amino acids)
Source: RefSeq, a predicted model, not a curated record
AGUCAGCCAUUUCAUUCUAUAGGCUAGACGCAAUGUAAACAAUCGGCCACGUACAUUGUCUUCUAGUACAAAGUUCUACCAUUGUGCCAAUUGCAAGCUACGUAAAACCGGUUUGAGUGAAGUUCGUGAUCGACCUGCACUAGAACAACGGCGACCUCGAAAGCCUAGAAACGCGUAGUCUGGCAAAAAACCAACCCACAAGUAGAAAGGGGAGACAUACACAUGUUUACAGCCGGGGUAUGUUACUGCGCACGCGCAAACUUUAUGCGUGUAAAAAUCUGCGCUUGCGUCAUAUCUUCGUCUUGGUGUCACUCAUAAUCGCCGCAGAUCCGCAACAUCUUGUGCUAGAAGCAAGAAUGGACGAUUGUGGUGACGUGUUUGAUCGCCGUGGUCAUUCGGUUGCUUGUGUUACACCAUCAGAUGACGCAGUAGCCAUCAUACAGUGUAUUUGCUGGUCGUCAUCUCGUUCUGUUGUCUCCAGUUCAGGUUUCUACCAGUGGAAUUUUUAUCAUCCAUCUGCCCUUCAUGCUGGAUUACCAAAUGCAGGAGCUGUUGUAGGUACUGUUUCUCAUGAGUCAGCAAGUGCUUGUUGUGAUGGCACGUUGGGAGGUGACGGUGACAUGCAGUCACGUGUUAGACGUGAACACAUGUUGAAUCGGUUGAUGGAUGAUUUGUGUGACAGACAAGGCAACUACAAAUUCGACGUCUCACCAAAAGAAACUCACGAUUGCUGAGUCCACUAGAUGAUAGGGAUUAGAGAAAUGUUUAGCUGACUGUAUAAAGGUUGGUGAAUGAGUGAUGGAUAGUGAUGGGUUAUAGGAAUACAAGCACAGCACACAACGUUUAUUAUUGUUCAGGUGCAGAAAAUUUGAAGCCAGAUCUUCCUGUGAGAAGAAAGGCAAACAGAUUGAAGAAUUAAUUACAGAAAGGCAAAUCUUCAACAUGAAGUGGAGAGACUGAAGGAGACGAACGAACAUGCAGGAGAGACCGUUGUAUUACAAACAGAAAGCUUUUGAUAGUUUAUGAGAGACAAGAGAGACAAAAAAGUGACUAGAAUGAUAGAAGAGAAGGAAGAGCUAAAAGAAAAGAGAUGAACGUAUUGUUGAUAGAUGUACACGUCGAUGUCGAUGUCAACAUUGGAUCAUCUGAAUAUCCCUGAAUAUCCCUCAAUAACCUCAUGUUAAUCAAAGUGGUAGUAGUAGUUUUGGCUCAGACUCUAACAAACACGGAACAAAAUAUUUCAUUUCAUAAAAUUGCUACUGCAAGUGGUUAAGUUGUAGUGAAUCAAAAAAUGAUAAACUUCAUAUUCUUUUUUUUGCUUAUGCAUUUCGGAGGCAGUCCUUUCAUUAGAUGCCGUCAUGAUUCCAAUUUAUUGUAUGACUAUCACAAAAGAUUGGACAGGACGGUGAAACUGCAAAGCAAGUUGGACUGCUGUCAGUUUGGAACAGUACGAAGAAACUCAUUUUGCUAUCCUUUGACAUUUGAAGGAAUUGAUUGAGAAAGUCUGAUUUGAUUGUACACAACAAAUUCAAUGUCUUGCCGAAAGAAACUCACAAUAAUUGCAGAGUCGACUAGAUGAUACCAAACGAAUAAAGGAUGAGCAAAAUUUGCAGCUGACUGUAGAAAGGUUGGUGAAUGAGUGACGGAUAGUGAUGGGUUAUACUAGGAUUACAAACACACAGUACACAACAUUUAUUAUUGUUUAGGAGCCAAACAGAUGAAGCCAGAGCUUCAUGUGAGAAGAAAGACAUACAGAUUAAAGAAUUAAUUACAGAAAGGCAAACUCUCCAACAUGAAGUCAAGAGACUGAAGGAGAGUAACAUGCAGCAGAGACAGUUGUAUCACAAACUGAAAGCUGUUGAUAGUUUAUGUAGCAAACGACAAGAAAGACGAGAGAAGCGACUAGAAUGAGACAAGAGAAGAAAGGGCCAGAAGAAAGGGUAUAGAAGAGAUGAACGUAUUGCUGAUAAAUGUACCCGUCAAAUCGUCAACAUUGGAUCAUCUGGAUAUUCAUUCCUCCAAUGCAGCAUAUUAUUAACCUGAAAUGCAACUGAUUAGUGAGAAUGUUUGCAUUCGCUGGAUCAGCAGCAGCUAGUGGUACUUUUGGCUCAAUAUAAUGCUUACCCAACAGCCAACAAGCAGAUGUACAGCCUGGGAGACUUGCGUACUGGAUAUCAACAAAACAAGACAACUGCGAUCUGAUCUGUAAGUCAGUGGGAUCUGCGUGUGGUGUGUUGUCAGAUGGCUCACAAGGAUGACAGCCAUACAAUGAAGGCCAUUGCAGCUCUUACUGUGAACGACAGAGUUGUGAGGAGUGACGAGUACACGAGAUGUGGUCAACUAGGUAUGGUGAAAGGAGUGAUGGAUAGAGUAUAGAUAAGGUGACAUUGUGUGAGAAACUGUAGUGAACAGAUAAUACAUGUAAAUAGAAAUGCAAUUCUGUAGUGUAUUGUUACUGUGAUUAGUUUGCUUUGCCUCCAUUUCCCCAAGUAAGGUGUAAUCACA